UGCAGCUGGACCUACUUGGAGAGGACAGACACACUGCUUCAGUCUCGUGAGGACAGCUGGUCAAAUAUGAGGAGACAAUGAAACGACGGCUCACACACACGCAACAUCUGAAAGCAGUGAACCAGGAAGAACCUGAACUCUCUGCUGUCAGAAGACUUGCAUGUUCAGACCUGCUGCUGGGUCUCAGCAUAAGAUCACUGCUGCACCUCUGAGCAUAGGGAUCAGGAUUCUGCUGGUCUGGACUCAGGAUUGUGGAUCAGGACUCUGCCUUGACUCAGACUGAGAUGAAUUCCUUGAACUUUAAAAGUGUGACGGUGAUUGUGCUGUUAGGUCUGCUGCUGGGAGUGAUGUACACCUACAAGACCUACAGGGUUUGUGAUCCAUGUGAGCUGACUGUCAGAUCUGCUGUGACCAUCAUCACUCAUGAGGUUCACCCGGUGUCUCCUGACCAUUUAAAAUACAAACAACCGAGCAUUAUCAACGGACGUAAGGACGUGGUGACGGUGACGCCCUGGUUGGCUCCUGUGGUCUGGGAGGGAACCUUUGACCCAGAUCUCCUCAACCCCAUUUACAAAGCCCAGAAUCUUAGCAUUGCAGCCUCCGUGUUCGCUGUGGGAAAGUACAUUAAGUUCCUGAGAGACUUCCUGGAGACAGCAGAGCUGCACUUCUUCGUUGGUUUUAAUGUGCACAUUUACGUCUUCACUGACCAGCCAAAGGCUGUGCCCCAAGUUAAGAUGGCUGCCGGCAGACAGCUGUCGGUGCGUUCGGUGCCCAGCGCCAAACGCUGGCAGGAAAUCUCUGCUCGCAGGAUGGAGCUGAUCCAGGAGCUGAUAGAGGCGGAGCUUCAUGGCAACAAUGACUACAUCUUCUGUCUGGAUGUGGACUCCAAGUUCCACGGCCACUGGGGGGUGGAGUCAUUGGGUGGACUGGUCGCUGUGAUCCAUCCAGGUUACUACAAAGACGACCGCAGUGUGUUCCCCUACGAGCGCCGGCCUUUGUCCACAGCCUACAUCGCUCCCGGGGAAGGAGACUUCUACUACUGUGGUGGAGCGUUUGGAGGCCAUGUUGGUGAAGUGCAGCAACUCGCCAAAACCUGCCGCCAAAACUUCAGGGACGAUGCGGAAAGAGAGAUCGAGGCCGCCUGGCAGGAGGAGAGUCACCUUAACAGGUACAUGUGGAUCAACAAGCCCAGUAAGAUUCUGUCUCCUGAGUAUCUGUGGCAGGACUUCAAAUCCAGAGAACCUGAAAUUCACAUCAUCAGGUUCUCUGGAGUCGUCAAGAACUAUGCUGAAAUCCGUCCCAACAUCUGAGAGACCAGGAAUCUCAGUCGACACACCUGAGGAACUGCUCUCUCUUUGACCUUGCUUGUGGUGUCCUUCGGUCAGCUGGUCCCAGGUCCUUGUGUGACAUUCACUGUGGCUAUCGUACAGCUGUUGACCGAACACUGCGCACAUUUUCCUCUUUUCAUGAUGUCGUGGAAGGCUGAGAGAUCGGUGGUUAACUGUUGGUUAGCUUUAGCAUGAGACCCAGGUGAGUCACAUGAUGUCCCUCUAUGGGACAUCAUAGAGGGACAUCAAAUCAGUGCACUGAUUUUUAAAAGCUUUACUCGUAUUUUACGAUGAUUGUAUCGUUCAGGCGUCACAGCGCCCUCCAGAGGAACUGAUGUUUGUGUUUGAGUUAUUUCAUUUGUUUGACAUGUUUUUGAGUCUGUUACUUUCAAUCAUUGUUUUUUUAUGACUUUUUAAAGAGAAACUAAAGAAAAAGUAAACACUG
This is a messenger RNA of Solea senegalensis (Senegalese sole), 1773 nucleotides long. RefSeq names its product globoside alpha-1,3-N-acetylgalactosaminyltransferase 1-like. NCBI's taxonomy places the organism in Eukaryota, Metazoa, Chordata, Actinopteri, Pleuronectiformes, Soleidae. The record is from RefSeq and is a predicted model, not a curated record. Gene Ontology annotation, cellular component: membrane; Golgi apparatus; vesicle. The coding region runs from base 285 to 1310 and encodes 341 amino acids. Gene Ontology annotation, molecular function: hexosyltransferase activity. The transcript is spliced from 11 exons. Gene Ontology annotation, biological process: carbohydrate metabolic process.